GUCGUUAUCCCGCGCACGCGCUUCCUUACUGCCAGCUUCUCGGGCCAGUCGGCGCCGGCGUACGGAACAUCCUGCCCUCGACGGAGAGGGGGAGGAGAGAAUCUCUGUAGGGGGAGAGCGAGCGGAGAGCUGAGAGCUGAGAUCUGGCGUGUCUCGGUAGUAAAUCUAUCAGGUUUAGGGGCACAGAAAGUCGACUCUGAAGAGGGGAGGCCGCGUGGAAUCUCCCGACAGUUCCCACACUAUUCAAUAGACGCUGGAGUCGCGAGCAGCAGCGUGUCCGUGUGGCUUUGAGUGAAGAAGAAGAAGAAGAAGAAGGGAUUAAAACACGCUAGACGGAUGGUAGCGCGGACGGUGGGUGCGCUCUGAAGUUGGGAGACUAGCGAACACAGCGAGAAGACGCGCUUUUGUUUCCCCGCGAAGGCAGCAGCGGCACGAGAGGCUGCGCUCGCGCCCCGAGCAUGAAGCUGCCUUGUCUACUGGCGCUCGCGGCGCUGGUUGUUCACGCCGCCACGGGGCAGUCUCCCUCUAUAGACGACGAAGGCUCCGCCAGGGACGAGUUCUACGAUGACGAAGACCUCUUCUCAGGCUCCGGCUCGGGUUUUCCGGACAUCAGCGUGACGCCGACCUCGGUAGGCGUGGUCUUCACCACCGAGGAGCCCCUCCCCCUCUCCACCACCCAGGCCACCGGCCCCGCCCCCUCGGCCCCGCCCGCGGCCGAGCCCAGCCCCAGCGCCGCCCCCGUCGGCACCCCGCUGCCCACCGAGGGCGACGGGGAGAGCGGCCUGGGCUGGGAGAGAGAGAGGGAGGGGGAGAGGGAGAGAGAGAGGGAGCUGGAGAGGGAGAGGGAGCUGGAGCUGGACCGGGAGCAGGAGAGGCAGCGGGAGCUGGAGAAGGAGAAGGAGAGGGAGAAAGAGCUGGAGAGGGAGCGGGAGAGGGAGCGGGAGAGGGAGACGGAGAGGGAGCGGGAGAGGGAGAGGGUCCGCGAGCUGGAGAGGGAGAAAGAGCGGGAGAGGGACAGAGAGAGGGAACGCGAGAGGGAGCGGGAGAGGCAGAGGGAGCUCGAGCGAAUCAGGGCCGCCGCCGCCGCAGCGGCCGCCGCCACUGCCGCCCAGAGCACCACCGCAGCCCCGAGGUCCCCCGCUGGCGUCCCCGUAGCAACGGACAGCUCGGGCACCGCGGCGGCCACGGUCAGCGCCGCGCCCUCUAGUGGCGUGGAGGACACGGGCGCCACGACGGCAGAGGAAGAGAGAGAGGACGAAGACGUCUACCUGUCCCCAGAGACCACACCGUACUACCCCGACAGCGUCCGAACCACCAUGACCACCGAAGAAGAGGAAGACAGCGAGGACGACGUGUCUGAGGCGUCAGAGACAACCGCGGCGCCCGGUACAGAAGCACCAACCGCCACCACCGGCGGCAAGGUCAGGAUCCCCUUCAGGCCCAGGGUUCCCAUGACGACCGCCACUCAGCCGGCGCCCACAGAGAGGAGCGAUCCCACCACCAGCACACAGACGGAGGGUACCAACGAGGUGGCCGGCAGCGGGCCCAGCGGAGACUUUGAGAUCCGCGAGGAGGAACGGCGCAACGACCUGGGCCGGGGGCGUGGCGUGGACGUGGGGGCGGAGCCAGACCUCAUCGGCAACACGGUGGACACCGGGAGCUCGGCCGCCCAGCUGCCCCAGAAGAACAUCCUGGAGAGGAAGGAAGUCCUAAUAGCUCUUCUGAUUGGAGGGCUUCUGGCGCUGGUUUUCGCUGAUUUCCUGGUCGUUGCUGUAAUAGUUGGCGGCGUGGUGGGGGCGCUGUUCGCCGCCUUCCUGGUGAUGCUGCUGGUGUACCGCAUGAGGAAGAAGGACGAGGGGAGCUACACCCUGGAGGAGCCCAAGCAGGCCACCGUCACCUACCAGAAGCCCGACAAGCAGGAGGAGUUCUACGCAUAACCACCGCCAACACACACAAGAGGGCCAGAGAGAGAGAGAGAGGGAGAGAGAGAGAGAGAGAGAGAGAGAGAGAGAGAGAGAGAGAGAGAGAGAGAGAGAGAGAGAGAGAGAGUGAGAA
Gadus macrocephalus (Pacific cod) is the source of this 2055-nucleotide messenger RNA. It is a transcript of the gene sdc3, whose product is annotated as syndecan 3. Bases 459 to 1937 code for a protein of 492 amino acids. The record is from RefSeq and is a predicted model, not a curated record. NCBI's taxonomy places the organism in Eukaryota, Metazoa, Chordata, Actinopteri, Gadiformes, Gadidae. Gene Ontology annotation, biological process: cell migration. The transcript is spliced from 6 exons. Gene Ontology annotation, cellular component: cell surface; membrane.